AUGGAAGUAAGCUUGAAUACGGCAUGGCAAGCUUCGUUUCCAUCGGAGCAGCUCUCUUCGGCUAGCUCCACUUGGGGAGACUCUAGUUCUACAACUUCUGUGUUGAAUAAUUAUCCGAAAACAAGUGGCCUCUCUUCUACUACCAAUAGUGACUACGAACAACCAUACAGUUAUAUGUCAACAACAAACCUGUCUCCAUCGGGUUCCAUUGACGCGUCAAACCCCACGUCUACCAUUUCUUCAAGCUCUGUUACCAGUUCUACUACGUUAGCACCAUGGUGGUCAACUGUUUCAAGUGAUCCUAAACCAUUGAAAAGUACCGCGGAUACAAAAAGUUCUUACCUGUCCUUCUCUUCAUCGUCGCCUUGGUGGGAAAGUACUUCCAAUGACAUUUAUGCGUCUCCAACAACAUCGAGUUCAAACCUAAAUACGCAAACGAGUUCAAAUUCAAUAUGGAGCGAAAAUUCGGACUCUAUCUGGGGGCUCAACCCAAUUUUGAUCUCGGGCUCAAGCUCUGGUUCCAUCACCGUGGACACCAGUUCGAAUACCUUUAUCAAUUCUGACACCAAUUCCAAUUUCAAUUGGUGGUCAUCCACCACAAGUAGCUCUUACGAAUUUAUGUCGAGCACCGGUUCUAUGUGGGCAUCGACAUUCUCCAGCCCCAGUACAUGGACUACAAGCGACGAUUUUCAAAAUUCAUUGUCAUCAACAUCGUUACCGUGGUCAUCAUCCUCUCUCGUCACCACUAGUAGUGAUGAAAUACCAGGAAAUAUGGAACCCAUUACAAGUCUUUCAGACAGCUAUUCUUGGUGGAAUCCAUCGACGACAGAGUUUUACUCCCCAUCAGGUUAUACAACUUCGAAAUCAGCAUCUCCAACGCCAAGUACAUCCCCAGUGACCUCUCAAAUGGAUACAUCACCAGUAGCCCUCCCAUCUCAAUCUUCAUACAAUUGGGGUUCAGAGUUAUCGAUAGCAGCGAUUUCGUCAACGAUAACCCUUCCAUCUCAAUCUUCGUACAAUUGGAAUUCAGAGCUAUCGACAACAUCAACUACAUCAACCUCACCUACGUUUGCCUGGCUAUCUGGUUGGUACUCAAGCUGGUUCUUAAGUUCAUCGCCGACCAUGUUACCAAGUGCAUCGGAAGCUCCUGCAAUAAUGGCGACAAUGAGUGCAUCUUCAAACGUGCUGUCAUCCUACAUUCCGCAGACUUCAACAUCUUACGAUCCAUUUACUACAGCAACGCCAACGCCGACUUCUAGUAUAUCACAACCGCUGAUAUCCUCAAGUACAUUUUCUUCUAGAGUGUUUACGAUUCUAUCUUCAGGAUCCCCAUCAUCCUCAACUAUACCCACUUACCUGAUAUCAUCAGCGUCAUCAGCAUCAUCUUUAAUUAAUACGAUAGACCCUUCUUCCUCGACUUCUGAUCUUUGGAUUUAUAGUUCGUCCGAACCGCAACCUAUAACUUCGUCAGUACCUGCUACAGAGGAUUUGAGGUCAACAGAUACUGCUGUGCCGGCUGGAUGGUCGGAUACCAUUCUAUCAGGGAGUACACCACCAUCACCGAUUACUGCGCUAUGGAGUUAUGUGGGGCCUAGCAAUAGCAUAAUUCCGACCACGACGAGUGAUUUUCCUAGUGCUACAUCACUAGCGACAAACGAUUCUUCCGACAUUAUACCUACUUCCAAUGACGAACCAGUUUCUAGUGCAGAUGAUUUGUCUAAUUAUCUGCCCACGAUCUCCGGCGUCGAACCAACGACAUCUGUAAUUUCCAGUCCUGUUGCAGCGCCAACCAGUUUGUCUUCGGAUCCUGUCGCUACAAUUCCCACUAUGUUAUUCAGUACUACAUCUUCCUCUUCCAGUGACUGGUACGAAUCAACUCCAAUGACUUCAGGCAUCGAGAGCAGUCAGGUAGUAGCCUUUUCAAGCGUGCCCUCUGAUUCUUCUGCCACUUCGAGCAUAUGGUUUGAGCUAACUCCCCCAACAUCUAGCGACUCGUCUUUUUUUGUUCCUUCAAGUUCGUCCUUAUUUCCAAUAUCAAUGACAUAUUCAUGGACUUCCCCAGUGGUAGAAUCCUCUUCACAAAGUCCAAUUUCUUCAAGUUCUUCGACGACAUCAGCGGAAGGAAACACAUUCUCCAAAACAAGUUCAGGAAGCUCAUCAAACCAUUCUUCCAAGAGUGGGAUUUCGUCCCCAUCUUAUCUUCACUUCUCUUCACAAUCUAAUUCAACUUCCUCGACAAACGCAGAUUAUUCAGUAUCUUACGGUACAAGAAGUGCUUACUACAUCUACACACAAACAUAUGUGAUUACUGCCUCCACUACAACUUUUGAAACUGGUAUACCUACUACUGUUGGAAUGCCUCGCUCAGGAAGUAGCACUUUUUCGACACCACAGCCGGCCGUCACACAAGAUAUAGGGUUUUACAAUUAUCAUUUAAACAAGGACAAUCACCAUAAUUCACGCCGCGGAGGUAAUGACACUGGUGCAAUAGUUGGUGGUGUUGUCGGCGGUGUAUGUGGAGUUGUGGGAUGCUGUUUGGCAACAUGGAUCCUUUUACGCAGGAGAAGAAACCAUAAGAGGAGUGCGGAAUCUCCACAAGGCUUCAGCGAAGAAAUUGGUAAUAGAGUGGAAAAUACGUCACCUUCGGAAACUCCAAGGACAUACUUUCAAGAAAAACCAGAGGAAUAUAUUGCUAGCAAUACAGGAAAUAACGAAAACCAGUUAUUUUCAAUCUUCAGAACACAGAGAAUAUCACGGACUCCCGGUGUAGAUCUAGCACGCAAUCAGUUUUUCGAUCCCAAUUUCCCCUGUUCAAGUGAGACUAAAGGCAUCGAGGAUCCAUUUCGCGAUAAAUAUAAUUCCAGAGGCAGAUCACACGGUCAAGUUCAAGUGACACCACCUCGAGUACCACCUCCAAGAAAGAUGCAUUCUAAUACCCAACAUCCCAUUCCAUCUAAAAACAUUAAUUCUUCUCGGGAUAACCGUUCUUCGCUUGUUUCAUCCCUUAAUGAUUCAUCGUUCGCUUCCUCACUACAAGGUGAUUACUCGACACUUUCAUCAGGUCCCAUUAGACUAGAUCCUAGUGUCAACGGAAGCAACAUCCCAGAGAAUCCUGACGGUGGAUUUUUCCUUGAGGUUAUUUAA
Zygosaccharomyces rouxii is the source of this 3144-nucleotide messenger RNA. RefSeq names its product Tda7p (gene TDA7). The transcript has a single exon. NCBI's taxonomy places the organism in Eukaryota, Fungi, Ascomycota, Saccharomycetes, Saccharomycetales, Saccharomycetaceae. Bases 1 to 3144 code for a protein of 1047 amino acids. The record is from RefSeq and is a predicted model, not a curated record.